This is a messenger RNA of Babjeviella inositovora NRRL Y-12698, 1701 nucleotides long. Its product is annotated as glycosyltransferase family 15 protein. Gene Ontology annotation, cellular component: membrane; Golgi apparatus. The record is from RefSeq and is a predicted model, not a curated record. Gene Ontology annotation, molecular function: alpha-1,2-mannosyltransferase activity. The transcript has a single exon. The coding region runs from base 146 to 1546 and encodes 466 amino acids. Gene Ontology annotation, biological process: protein O-linked glycosylation; cell wall mannoprotein biosynthetic process; protein N-linked glycosylation. NCBI's taxonomy places the organism in Eukaryota, Fungi, Ascomycota, Pichiomycetes, Serinales.
UUUUUUCGGUGAUAGACGAUACAUGGUAUCACACGUUCUUUAAAGCUUUUACCUCAACAGUUGAAACCGAUAUAGAUCAUUUGUGUAUUGUACCCCAGCCACGGUAUACUAUCCUCAAAUGAUUCCUAUAAUAAAAGGCAUCAAGAUGUCGGACCUCCACAACAAGCUCCGCAUCAUCUCCCAUCUGGCUUCUAUGCUGUUCGCCAGAACAUCCCAGAGACAGCGUCUUAUGGGUAUUAUUGUCACUCUCUUCGUUUCCAUGAUGCUAUUGAUGCACCACACCUCCACCUCGACAGACUCCGGUGUGACUAAGAGCUAUCUUUCCAACUCGUUGGAUAAGUUAAAUGGCUUCUACAAGGAGACGAAGAAGACGUACGUCUCCGACUACACUCAAAUGACGUUUGAGGAAAUCACUGAUGCCUUAACCUUCAAACAUAAGUCUGAUAAGAGGCGUAAAGAAAUCAUCAAAGACAACAUGAAACACUAUACGGAAUUUGUUCUGACCAAGAUUAAUGAACCCAAGACGGGGAACUUGGUGCGAGGCCCUGCGGAAAAGGAGGAAUACGUCUUGGCUAACGCCACGUUGCUUGUUCUUGUACGUAACAAAGAGUUGGACGGACUUAUCAAGACAAUCACCCAGAUUGAAGAAAAGUUCAACAAGAAGUUCCACUAUCCGUACACUUUGAUAAAUGACGAGGCGUUUACGGAUAACUUCAAGAAAAAAGUGGAAGAAGUUGCUUCCGGCAAAAUCGAGUACGUUCACUUGACACCUGAGGAGUGGGGUACCCCGAGCCACCUUGACCAAAAGAAGAUAGACAGAGCAUUUGAUAUGAUGGAGGAACAACAUAUCCAGUACGGCACCUUGCUCUCGUACAGGCAUAUGUGUCGCUUCAACAGUGCCACGUUCUACAAUCUUCCGGCGUUAAAGAAGUAUAAGUGGUACUGGAGAUUUGAACCGGAUACUGACUACUACUGUGAAAUCGAUUACGAUUUGUUCAAGUUCAUGGAGGACAAUGAUAAGACGUACGGCUUCACCAUCAAUUUGUACGAUCACCCGAUCACCGUGGAAACCUUAUGGCGUGUCACCAUGGAGUUUGUCAAGGAACAUCCUGAAUAUGUUCAUCCAAACGGUGCCUUUGAGUGGUUGACUAACGAUUUGCAGAAUCCUUGGCACGCGCUUUUCACGGGUGGCUACUCCGGUUGCCACUUCUGGUCUAACUUUGAAAUCGGUGACAUGGACUUUUUCCGUGCCGAGCCGUAUACUAAGUGGAUGGAACGUUUGAACGAAAACGGAGGGUUCUACUACGAACGUUGGGGUGAUGCACCGGUUCAUUCCAUCGGCUUAGGGUUGUUUGCCGAUAAAUCAAAGGUCCACUGGUUUAGAGACAUAGGCUACAGACACGGUCCGUAUGCCAACUGUCCAAAUAGUGACAAGUGUCGCGGCUGCAGGGCGACCGAAUUUGGCCCAGAGAGUCUCUACACCGAGAACUGUAUGGCCCAAUGGAUCGAUUACUCAAUGGUCGAUAAGGAUUUCGCACUCUAUUGAAUAAAGCGUUUUUCUGGUUGUAUUUCAUCAAAAUCCAUAAUUUCCUGUCUUAGUUUUAUAGUUUAUUUCUGGUUUAUUGUUUUGUGGAAUUUAUAGCUUUCAGGGCCAGUAAAGAUUUUACUGGUUCUUCCAGAACCUAGGUCAAUCAUCAAACA